AUGACUACAUCAUCACAUCAUUUACCAGCUGAUGAGAAAGUUGAUUUAGCUGUCGAAUUGCAAGUGAGGACGCUCUUUCUAAAGUACUUGGUCCAAAGAAUAGUGGACGAUUACAAGAGAUUGGAGUUUCAGGAAAAGCAAAGUGAAGAAUUAUCUGACAUUCAACAACCGUCUCCAUCGAGUGUAAACACUAAUACACUCAACAAUAAGUGUAAGCUACUAGAUUGGACUGGAAAAGGAGAAGAGGUAGCAGAAGGACGUUGGUCUUCAAAUGAUCCAAAAAUAUUGGUUCAUCACGUUCCUCUAGGACCUAAUGCUGCGAGAGUUUGGGUUGAUGUAGCUAUGAAACCUGAUGCAUUCUUGUGGAGGCCUACUUGUGAUAUAACUUAUAUUGAAGAAUGUGUUGGUACCACAGUUGCAUGGCCAAUUGACAAAGUUGUCAUCGAGUAAAUAGCACUGACAAAGAUUUAAAUGCUUUAUUGGAUUGACGGAUGUCUUCUCCUAACUUGUUGCAAGAGUUCAAGGAGUUUCAUUAUGAGGAAAUAGAAUAAGAUGAUUUUAUUUUAAUUUUGUUUAUUGUCUUUUCGAGCAUAGAUUGCCACUAGUAUUUGAUAUAAAGGCGAAACAUAAUUAGAUUUUAUA
Messenger RNA from Olea europaea var. sylvestris, 642 nucleotides. RefSeq lists its product as uncharacterized. The record is from RefSeq and is a predicted model, not a curated record. Lineage: Eukaryota; Viridiplantae; Streptophyta; Magnoliopsida; Lamiales; Oleaceae. Bases 1 to 450 code for a protein of 149 amino acids. The transcript has 7 exons.